AUGAUGCGGGUGAGCCGCGCACAGCUGUUGCGGGCCUCGCCGCUGCUCCGUGUGUGGGCUGCCGAGGAGGACGACGCCAACGCGCCCCCGACGACGUUUAAAAACGUCAAGCCGGGGCGGCUGCUGCGACUCUGGCGGCAGAUGCGCCACCGCGCGUGGAUGAUGUACACCUGGGACGAGGAGUGGACGAGCCCCGGCAGCGAGGGCUACCUGCACCAGCAGCGGCUGGAGCAGGUCUGUUUUGCCCCGCUCUCGGCCUACGGCAUGGUGCCCGGCUCCUACUGCGACCCGCUGCUGUACAACACGAAGCACACCUCCCCGUUCCGCUGGCACGUGGCAAACACGGCCUCCGACAUCGUGGGUCACUGGUACAUGGAGGCGGAUGAAAUCUUCCGCAUCAAGGACUGGCAGCCGAAGAACCCGGACGACCCGACGGAGAUGUUUCCACGCCCGCCGCAGCAAAUCCUCAAGUGGGACGAAACCGUCGACGAGCACGGCAACCGCACCUUCCGCUACAAGUACCGCUACGACUUCAUGGGGCCGACGGGGAUGUGGGAGGCCUACCCGCGCUACCCCUUCUCCCACCUCUACCUCAACGGCCAGGAUCACCACGGGAGGGCGGAGGGCUACGGCUUCAAGCAGGGCCACCUGCUGCGCUGCAGCGAGGAGGAGGAGGAGGUGCUGCGCCGCAUCAUGGAGGAGGAGGACAAGGAGUGGGAGAUGGUAAAGCGGACGGAGGUGGUGCAGGAGCCGUGGUCGUACCCGGGAAAGAUGCGACCGCAGGACUUCAAGGGGGCGGUGGAGCGGGCCAAGGCGCGGUUCAGGGAGCAGAUCAAGCACGGCAAGGAAACCGACCCCAGCGAGGAUCCCGACUACGAUUUAGUGCAGGCGGGCGAAUUCGUGGAGCCGCGCGACGGUCCACGCGCGGAGUGGCGCCACCUGUGGACCUCGAACCGCCCCAAGGGGGAGCCGCUGCCGUACCAGGUCACCUUCAACGACGGCAUCACGUUUGAGGACAAUGAAGGGAGGCCGCCCGUGCACCCGGCGAGCCACUAUGAGGAGACACCGAAGGAGCCGCCGUACAAGAAGUACGAGGAGCAGGAUACAAAGGAGGAUGAAGAGCAGAAGCAGAAGCUCAAGUCCGCCUGUGAGCAGUCGUUUAAGGAGUCCAUGGCCAGCCAUGAGCAGAUGCACGGUGCGGCGACAGGAAAAGGAACUCCUGGCAAGCCAACUUCGCCGGGGACCAACAGUAGCAGCAGCAGUAGUAGUAGUAGUAGUGGUGGUGGUGCCGGCUCGCCUCCGUCAUCGGCUGCCUCCCCGUCCGAUGCGGGGAAAGGCGGUAAAAAGUAA
Messenger RNA from Trypanosoma conorhini, 1350 nucleotides. RefSeq lists its product as uncharacterized. The transcript has a single exon. The record is from RefSeq and is a predicted model, not a curated record. Bases 1 to 1350 code for a protein of 449 amino acids. Lineage: Eukaryota; Euglenozoa; Kinetoplastea; Trypanosomatida; Trypanosomatidae.